AUGUCAACAUACAAACUCUAUUAUUUUAAUAGUCGUGGUCGUGCUGAAGUAUCUCGUUUAAUAUUUGCUGCAGCUGGUCAAAAAUAUGAAGAUAUUCGUUACAACCAAGAUGAAUGGCCAUCACAUAAAACUGAAAUGCCAUUAGGUCAAAUGCCUGUUCUUGAAUUUAAUAGUGCCAAAUUACCGCAAUCAAAAUCGAUUGCUCGUUUUCUUGCUAAACAAUUUCAUUUAGCUGGCAGAGAUAACCUUGAACAAGCCAAAGUCGAUGCUGUUAUUGAUACAAUCGAUGAUUUAAUACCAAAAUUAAUAUCAAUUUUUUUCGAACAAGAUGAAACCAAAAAAGAAGAACUUCGUAAAAAAUACUUUGAUGAAGAACUUCCUAAACAUUUUCAAAAUCUCGAUGUUUUACUUAAAGAGUUUGGUAAUAGUGGACUAUUCUUCGUUGGUAAUCAUUUAACAUGGGCAGAUUUAUAUUUUUAUGAUUUGUCUGAAACUCUUCUUGGAAUGAAUGGAAAUUGUUUAGACAUUUAUCCACGGUUAAAACAAAAUCGAGAAGAAGUUGAAAAACAGCCAAAAAUUUCAGAAUAUCUUAACAAUCGACCUAAAACACCAUUUUAA
Rotaria socialis is the source of this 618-nucleotide messenger RNA. The record is from the annotation of a GenBank genome assembly. Lineage: Eukaryota; Metazoa; Rotifera; Eurotatoria; Philodinida; Philodinidae.